UAUGUGCGAAUUUUUUUUACAUAACAUAACCUAACCUCGAAAAUUUUGACAUUUGUUCUACUGCAAAAAGAGCAGAAAAUUUUAUUUCAGGCACUAUAAGCGAAAGAAACUAACAACAAUGGCCGGUGAAGCUGAAAAAUUAACUGGUUUGUCCAAAAUCUUCAAUGGUUCCACCACUGCUGGACGUGCUAAUGUCGGCAAGGCCACUUACGCCGUUAUUGGCUUGAUCAUCGCCUACAACAUGAUGAAGCCCAAGAAGAAGUAAACUAUUUGUUUGUUGUUUCCAAGCUCUAAUGUAAACACAAGAACGUUGUUAACAAUCACACACACAGGCAAAUGCUUUCGAGGCAGCCGGUUCGUUUUGUUUCUUAAGAUUUGCUUGUUUCUGAACGUUUCUUCGUUUUAAUUUAUUAAGUUUACAAAAUAGUUUCUUUUUUUUAUAUAAAAUAGUUGUGUGAUUUUACUGAUUUUCUCUGUCUAUUGUAAGUCGAACUACUUGUUGGGAGUGAUUGAUGAAAAGAAAAUAAAAAAAGUAGUUUUAAACUAAAA
Lucilia cuprina (Australian sheep blowfly) is the source of this 549-nucleotide messenger RNA. RefSeq lists its product as uncharacterized. The transcript is spliced from 3 exons. Lineage: Eukaryota; Metazoa; Arthropoda; Insecta; Diptera; Calliphoridae. The record is from RefSeq and is a predicted model, not a curated record. Bases 119 to 265 code for a protein of 48 amino acids.